Messenger RNA from Rhodamnia argentea, 1024 nucleotides. Its product is annotated as thylakoid lumenal 15.0 kDa protein 2, chloroplastic. The transcript is spliced from 7 exons. Lineage: Eukaryota; Viridiplantae; Streptophyta; Magnoliopsida; Myrtales; Myrtaceae. The record is from RefSeq and is a predicted model, not a curated record. Bases 76 to 795 code for a protein of 239 amino acids.
CAAACCCAGAAGGCGAGACCUCUACAGAGGAGAGCUCUCUCGUCCUAUCCAGAAUCCUGUCCGAAAGCGAAGUCCAUGGCGUUUCUCCGCCUUCAUUCCUCAUCUCCCACUUCUGUAAAUCUCCUCCCAUCUCUGCACACACGAACCACCACUUCGUCAUCGUCGUCGUCGUCGUCUCACGUCUCAAUACGAACAUCAUCCACGCGCAAAUCGUCCAGCUUGAGCGCUGCAAUCUCUGAUCUCGGUUCGAAGUCUCUGAAUUUCCUGCUCUCAGGCACUCUCGCUCUCGGACUAUCUCUCACGGGAGUUGUUGGGUUUGCGGAGGCGAAAGUCGGGGUUAACAAGCCAGAAUUGCUUCCUAAAGAGUACACUCCGGUUAUCGAUGUUGCCGGACUCCUCUCCGAUGGUCAGGAGAUAAGAUUGGCACAAGAGAUUGCUGACAUUGAAAAGGAUACUGGAUUUAAGUUGAGAGUUCUAGCCCAGAAUUACCCUAAUACACCAGGGUUGGCAAUUAAAGAUUUCUGGAGUGUGGAUGAUCGAACAAUUGUCUUUGUAGCUGACCCAACAUUUGGUAACAUCAUAAAUUUCAAUGUGGGAGCUUCUGUUGAUUUAGACAUUCCGCGUAGCUUUUGGAGUCGUUUGGCUGGAAAAUAUGGAAAUAUGUUUUACUGGAAAGAGAAGGGAGAAGACGCGUCUAUUGAAGCUGCUGUGGUGGCGAUAUCUAAUUGCUUGAGGGAACCUGUGGGUCCAUAUAACUGUUCUGAGAGCCAAGAAAUAGGAGGAAAGCUGGUGUGAGAUUUGAGAGUCCAUGUUUUCAUGUGCAUAGCCAAAUGGGUCUUGCCAUGUAAAGAUGGGUAUUGUCUCUCGGGCGUUUUACUCUUUACUUAGCUGAAACAAACAGCUUAUUUUAUUUUAUUUUUUUUGUCAACUUCAGGGCAAGAAUUUUAGUUGUAGCCUUGAUUUAGCUGGUAAUAUGGGUUUUUGCAAUUCUGAAUUUGUGAUUUCAUUAAAAAAAGGAACAUAU